Schizophyllum commune H4-8 is the source of this 552-nucleotide messenger RNA. RefSeq lists its product as uncharacterized. The coding region runs from base 1 to 552 and encodes 183 amino acids. Lineage: Eukaryota; Fungi; Basidiomycota; Agaricomycetes; Agaricales; Schizophyllaceae. The transcript has a single exon. The record is from RefSeq and is a predicted model, not a curated record.
AUGGUCCUCGUCGUCGUCGCCCGCAGCAUUCGCGACCACGUGCUGCGCACAUUCACGCGCCGCGACACCUGCCCACCAAACGCGCACACCUGCGAGUCGGAUGGUGUGGCCCCCUCCAAUGACCCGUCGACGGGGAAGGGGGAACCUUCCGACGAUGGCAGCCAUGAACUCGGCGCAGACAUGAAGGGCUACAUCGGCGUCGCCGUUGUCUGCGGCCUCAUCGUGAUCGGGCUGGUCCUCUGGCUGACUCUGGCCAAGUAUCCAAGACGAAAACUGCGACAAUGGAUGGACAGGGCUCGUGGGGAGACCUUUGUAGAAGAAGGGAGUGUGGCCGAGCUGGACUUGAAGGUCAAGGGGAAGAGGAGUCGGGAGGGGACAACAACACCAUCAGACAGCGAUCGACGGCUGUCCGCGGCGUCCCCUCUCCACGCGCUUGUAACAACAGGACGGAGAGCAAAAGAGGGGGGCAAGGAGGAUGUAAAGGACAAGGACGAGCUGCCCGUGCGCGCCGUCGACACCGUCCACAAAGUACGGCAGGCCUACUACUUAUGA